Messenger RNA from Vitis riparia (riverbank grape), 717 nucleotides. RefSeq names its product protein FAR1-RELATED SEQUENCE 5-like. Lineage: Eukaryota; Viridiplantae; Streptophyta; Magnoliopsida; Vitales; Vitaceae. Gene Ontology annotation, biological process: regulation of DNA-templated transcription. Bases 1 to 717 code for a protein of 238 amino acids. The transcript has a single exon. The record is from RefSeq and is a predicted model, not a curated record.
AUGAAUAACAAGAAGCCUCUUUCUGUUAUUACUGAUGGGGAUAAAGCAAUGCGUAAAGCCGUCAAGAGGAUAUUUCCAGACUCUUGUCAUCGAUUAUGUGCUUGGCAUAUUCAACGCAAUGCAUUCACUAAUGUCCAUGUCAAAGAUUUUACUAAUCAUUUUUCUAAGUGCAUGUUCAUGGAAGGCACCGUUGAAGAAUUUGAAUGUGCAUGGAAUGACAUGUUGGAAAUGUUUAAUCUUCAUGGACAUAAGUGGGUGACAGAUAUAUAUGCUAAGCGUUCUAGAUGGGCAAAGGCUUAUUUAAGGGGGCAUUUCUUUGCUGGUAUGAAAAGCACACAAAGGUGUGAGAGCAUGAAUGCAUACUUGAAUCGUUUCCUUAAAACUCGUUUGAAGCUGUUUGAGUUUGUCAAGCAUUUUGAUAGAACACUCUCACGUAUUCGUCAUAAUGAGGCAAAGGCAGAGUUUGAGACACACCAUUCUUCAGCUGUUCUAACAACCAAACUCUAUGCACUUGAGAAAUAUGCAGGGACUGUUUUCACAAGGCAAUCUUUUCUAAAAUUUAGGGAUGAGAUGAAGAAUGGAGAAUUGUUUUUCCCUGUCAGUACAGAAAAUCAUGGAGGUUAUCGUGUCCAUACAUUGACCAAGUUUAGAAGGCCUGACAAGAUUUGGAAAGUAUGUUAUGGUAAUAGUGAUCAGUCUAUGAAUGUACUUGUAUGA